Messenger RNA from Cylicostephanus goldi, 687 nucleotides. Lineage: Eukaryota; Metazoa; Nematoda; Chromadorea; Rhabditida; Strongylidae. The record is from the annotation of a GenBank genome assembly.
AUGUUUCAGUUUGGUGGAAUUCCAUAUCCGGUCUUGCCCGGUGCUAAGCCUCCGUCACCAUGGUUUGCAGACCUUCGUUAUACCUUCGCCACACCUCUGCCUCACUCCUACCCAAAUGUGUAUGAUGAAGUGAUCAAAUCCGACAGAGUGGAUUCGGCAAUAGAAGUGGAAGAAGUUCGUACUCCAGAUGUCUCGGUUUACAAAAUAAAAAGGAAAGUGAAGAAGUUCUACUACGAAAUUCGAGCUACGUUGUCGCGGUUCAUCUGUAAAAUAUGUGGAUAUGUGCUUUACAAGGUAUUCCGCCGCUUGAUGACCCGUUUGCUUGUUUGUCCACAGCAGAUGGAGCGACUUGUUGAAGCUGAGAAGGUAACCUCGGUGUUCUACGAUGGCUUCGAUCUCACACAUCAUUUGCAGACGGGAAUACCACUUGUAUAUCUGCCUCUACAUCGUUCUCAUCUGGAUUAUCUGCUUAUAACUUGGGCCUCUUGGCUUCUUCGUGCAACUGGUGCGUUUUUCAUUCACCGAAGAGUUGAUGAGCAUGAUGAAACUGGCAAGGAUGCAAUCUACAGAGCUGUCCUUCACUCCUACAUAGAGCAAGUCUUGAAGAAAGGAAUGUGCAUAGAGUUCUUCUUAGAGGGCACUAGGUUGGUCUUGCUGUCUCUGUUAUUAUAUAAUGGACCAACAUGA